AUUUUGAACGUGAAGCGGUUUAAUGUCGUGUUGCUUUUACAGAAGUUACAUUUAAAUAAUCUCUAGAAGGAAUCUGCAUGUCGACAACACGAUCGGAAGUAAACGUCCAAGAUGAACGCAAGAGGAAAAAAUGGGCCGGUUUUAUCAAGACAUACAGUAAACGAAUGCGAAAGGUGGAGCCUUGGAUCUCGCCUGACCUAAGGAAAGCAGCUUUCUCUUUUUCAAGCACUCUUUCCUCAGAUCAGUCGAUACAAGAGACCCCAAAGCCCAAGAAAAGGAGAAUAAAAGAAACUUCCUCCCGCACCACUAAGACUAAAGUGAUGGCUGCCAUAAAGGAAAAUAAAAGUGAUGAAGAAAACUAUUCACCAUCCAUACCUUCCAGAAAGAAGAUCAAUACAAAACCAUCAGUAAAGACUACAGCUAUGAAAAAGCUUCGAACCACAAAGAGGGCAAAAAAAAGUACACAAUUAAUUCUCAGCAGCAGUGAAAAUGAUGACGACUCCAUUAUGAUAAACAAUGUCAGUUCAAAAACUUCUGCUAAUGAAUGUGCUGGUAAUGACAAGAGAGUUUUAAAUCCUUAUUUGGGCAAGUUUGUCACAAGUCGCAGAAGACCACUGCCACCCAUCCAAACCAAGCAAAUUGCUGUUGUUCUUCACCACACAUUAAAUUCAUCGGAUGAUUUCCUCCCGUCAGUCUUCCAAAAGAAGCGCAGGAAGACUGUGUGCAUGAAAAACUACGACUCAAAUAAACAUGCUGCUCACAAAUGCUUGCAGAACCGUGUACCUCUGGCUGAGGUAUCUUUUAAUGACAGUGAUGACCAGCAUCUCCCAAGUAAAUGUCCCCUUCUGUCCAGCACCCCUUCUCUGGUCUGCAGACAGCUGCAAAACUUACCAGAGCCCUCCAUCAGUGAGAUCUCCUCCCUCAGCUUUGAUGAAUCUGGACAACCGGCAGAAAACAACAACAACCGUUCUAAUGGUUUGGAGUAUGUCAAAGAGUGCGAUAUCAUUCCACAGGCGAACACUAAGCAACAGCUCCCAAGCUCUGGCGUCUCUUCUGAGAGAGUCAUAGAACUGAACGAGGGAGAAAAGGAUAUAACUGAGGAAAGGAAAGACGACGAUAGAGAGAUGGUUCAGCAUAAAAGAAGACACUCAGAGGCCACAUCUGCUCAGACACACACAGAUUUUGGUUGUGUCUCACCACAAUCACAACUACAAUCUUUAGCAGAAGAGCUAAAAGAGAGGUGUCACAAAGUGAAGACAGCCGUAAUGGUCAAAAAAAUAGAUGUCUCAGACCAUUUAUCAAUGCUGAGCUGCAGCAAGAAACAGGAAGAGAAGACUGCCUUAAACUCUUUGGAGUCGUUCGUGCCAGCGGACAUUCUGAACAGCCAAACUUAUAUAACUGUAUCAUCCAGCUGCUCUACACCAUCGAAAUCAUCCAUCUAUAUCUCCUCCUCUAAAUCUCUCUCCACUACCCAUUUACCAGAAGCAAACCAGUCGCUUAUUGAACGUCUAAAGGCUGAAUGUCUGUUAUCUUCCCUCGCAGUUUGCAUUCCUCGUCUUGACUUGGAUGUGUAUUCUUUUAUCCCACAAGGGGUGACAAAAGCACCCUGCACUGAUAAUUCAUACAUCUGCCACAAGGACCCUGCCACUUCCCCAACUUUAAAGAAGGCACAGCAUGUUAUCCUAGACAGUCCAAUAAAUCACAGGACUCCCAGUAAUUUGAAAGCGGUUGUCCAAAACUUGUUUAUACCAUUUCAACCACCUACGGUCUCUCCACCUGCCUCUGCAGCUUAUAGCAAAACACGACCGCCUAUUGUGACUAAAGAACGCACUGGUACUGGCACGGGUCGUAAAGUUUGUGUUAGUGGACUGAAUGUCAGCCGGUGGUCUAAGAAGGGUGCUGGAGACUUCCAAGAUAAAAGGAGGAAAAGGGAAGGCAGAACAAAGGCUGCUUCAGGAGACUACAGUUCAUGGGGCAGUAUGUUGUCUACUGGAGCAGACACCUUUGUAAGGGAAUCUGCAUGUGGCAUGAUGCAGGGCACCAGUGGGAUGAGUCUGGCUGUGACACCUCUCAGACUUGAGCAAAUGAAUCUCACUUCUUUUCUGGCCAACUUCACUCCUGACAAUCUCACAACGCACUCCUGGGGAAGACUAAAGGCAGCACUUUCCCUGCAUAAGAAAAAAACUGCAUUUCCCACCCCACGGCGCUUGGCUCAGUCUCACCUGAAGUCCCCUGGCAUUGGAUUUCCAGCAGACAACAGUCUAGACCUUUUUGCUUCGCCUUUCUGCACACCAUCCAGAAUCAAAACUUCACAGAUGGUCCAGUCCACUAUGAACACCCCCAUGACUACAUUUGACGAGGAUAUCAGUGAUGCAGAAAAGGUAUAUCAGGAAUGUCAGCAGAGCGGCCCACUUUCGUUUAGUGAUUGCAUCCCUCCUGCUCGCAUGAAGUACCUCAAUAAAAUUGGUGAAGGGACUUUUGGAGAGGUCUUCUCAACUAUAAAUGAUUCCAAUGAAAGUGUCGCUCUCAAAAUCAUCCCAGUAGAAGGCCGUCAGCAGGUCAAUGGUGAACAUCAGAAAACAUUUGGUGAAAUCCUUCAUGAAAUCAUCAUUUCCAAAGAGCUGAGCAGCCUUAACCUGAAGGAGUUUAACAAGUCAGAUGGUUUCAUUGGACUUAACAACCUACAUUGUGUCCGUGGAUGUUAUCCUGAAGCUCUGCUUAAAGCAUGGGACAAGUUUGACCAUCAGAAAGGAUCAGAGAAUGAUCGACCUGAUUUCUUUGAUGCCGAACAGCUGUUUUUAAUCCUGGAGUUUGAAUUUGGAGGAAGUGAUCUGGAAAACAUGAAUGGCAAGCUAUCCUCUAUGGCCCAGGCCAAAAGUGUGCUACAUCAAGUCACUGCAUCUUUGGCUGUAGCUGAACAAGCGCUUUGCUUUGAACACAGAGAUCUUCAUUGGGGGAACAUACUGGUGAAGAACGUCAAGCACAAGCAGAACGAGUUCAUUCUGAAUGGAACAGUACAUUGCAUUGAGACACGAGGGGUUCACGUCAAUAUUAUUGACUACUCGCUCUCACGCCUGGAAAUUGAUGGACUGACCGUAUCAUGCGACAUCUCUUCUGAUGAGGAGUUGUUUAUGGGUCAGGGAGAUUAUCAGUUUGAAAUCUACCGUCUAAUGAAGAAAGAAAACAAAAACUGUUGGUCAGCGUAUAAUCCUCAUUCCAAUGUGCUGUGGCUGCACUAUCUGGCUGAUAAACUUUUGAGCAUGAACUACAGGAACAAAACCCAAUCCAGCCAGCAGAGGACGCUGAAGAGUUCCCUCAAUGCUUUUAAGUCAGAGAUAAUGAAUUAUCCGUCAGCUACAGAAGCUCUUAUGAAAUGCAGUUUCUUUCAGUGAAACGGCUGUUUUAAUUCCCCCAGUUAAUAGACCUGUAUAUUUAGAAGGAUCAAUCCAGGACCAAUAGAAUGUUCCACUAUUUUGUAAAAAAAAUAUUAAGAUACAAAUAAAGAAAAUGUGCAAUCAUGCAAUUAAAAAAAAUUAAUUUAUUGAUACACAUCA
Danio aesculapii is the source of this 3554-nucleotide messenger RNA. RefSeq lists its product as uncharacterized. The transcript has 18 exons. Gene Ontology annotation, molecular function: ATP binding; histone H3T3 kinase activity. The record is from RefSeq and is a predicted model, not a curated record. Gene Ontology annotation, cellular component: cytoplasm; nucleus. Gene Ontology annotation, biological process: mitotic cell cycle; intracellular signal transduction; protein phosphorylation. NCBI's taxonomy places the organism in Eukaryota, Metazoa, Chordata, Actinopteri, Cypriniformes, Danionidae. The coding region runs from base 78 to 3392 and encodes 1104 amino acids.